Molecule: messenger RNA, 633 nt
Organism: Ochlerotatus camptorhynchus
Lineage: Eukaryota; Metazoa; Arthropoda; Insecta; Diptera; Culicidae
Product: protein G12-like
Exons: 3
Coding region: 1-633 (210 amino acids)
Source: RefSeq, a predicted model, not a curated record
AUGAAGAUAACCUUGGUCCUAGUUACCCUAGUAGCAUUCACUGCUGCGGCCUCUAUUCCAUCAGGCACCAGCACUCUUAAGGAAGACUUGCACGAUUUUGUCAAACUGCUUCCGCAGGAUGAACUUGCCGAGCUAGCAUUCCACUAUUUCACCACCGAUCAGGAAUUCGAGGACGCCUUUAUUUACCUAAAGGGUGAGGAAUUCUCCGCCGUUUGGGAUCAGUUCUUCGCUCUUAACGAGGUAAAGCAUGUGCUGAACUAUCUUCAGGCUGCUGGUUUGAAUGUUUACAAGGCGUUGAAUUUUUUGGCGGACUUUCUUGAGAAGAAUCACGUUUAUCCAGUGCAAGCUGUUCGGAGUUUGAAAACUAGAGGAAUCAGCAACUUUUUGGAUGAGGCUCUAGCACUGCUUCCCGUACAGGAACUAAGGGCCCUGUUUGAAGAAAAACUGCAAACCAGUCCGGAAUUCAAGGCUUUCUACGAAAAAUUGCACCAUGCUGACUUCCAUGAAUUGGUUGAAUUGUAUAACAAUUCCGGGGAAGUUCAAGGAUAUUUCCAAAAGCUGCGCGAUCAUGGAAUUGAAGUUGAUAAAUUUAUCAAAUUCAUCGCUGGAGUAUUCGGAUGGGGAAAACACUAA